UGGGCUCUGGGGGUGGUUAGAGGUCUGUAGUAGGAUGGCCGUAGUGAGCGAUAUGCCCUAACUGUGCAGAGAGUCCAGGGGCUGUGAAUGAGGGUAAAGGAAUUGUUCGAGGAGCUGAAGCAUGUUGGAUUUGUGAUCCCCGCCUCUAUGGUAAACUGGAAUAUUAAACAGCAAGUGGAUUGACCGUGGGAGGUGACCACUGGGAGGACAAACUUGUGGCUAAGAAGAGGAACCGAGGUGGAAAGUGAGCAGUGCGUGUGUGAAGAUGUUUCUGAACUCUUUCCUGGUGGUCAUAACUGACCUGGCAGCUGGUCUCCUUGGUCAUGCCUCAAUUCGCCGCCAUUUUCAUUUGUUGAUGUCGGGCCUUGUCAUAUUUGGACCUGCACUGAGCAUGUGGGUCUCCCCAUAUAGUGUUUUUGCAAAGAAGACACAUUUCCUAUACAGAAUGUUUCUGCGGUCAGCAUUGGGAUGGACCUGUGUGUUUGUGGGUUCCUUCGUCUUCCUCCUCUCCUUCUCCGUCCGCCGCUCCCUCACCCUCUCCCUGCGCCACCUCUCACGGCUGGCCGUGGCUGGAGGCCUGUGGCAGGGCUUCCGGAGAGUUCUGAGCGUGCUGGAGAACACCACUGGUAGCUGCUACGAGCUCCUCAGCGAGCCCCUGGAGGGUAAGACGGCAGCGGCGCCGGGGGACAGCGCCCAACCUCUGCUGCUGCUGCGGGAGGGGGAGAGCAAGGCGGCCUGCCUGAACGCGGGCAUGCUGUGGCGCGGCUACGAGGUCUCGGAGGACACCUUCCUGCUGUGCCUGUGCUGCCUGCUGCUGGCCGAGGAGACGGCCGUGUUCGGGCCCUACCUGAGACUGGGCGGACCCUCGGGCGGGCCGAUGCGCAUCAUCUUUCUCCUCUGCGUGCUGCUGCUCAGCCUCUGGAUCUUCUUGCUCCUAUGCCUGCUGGCCUACUUCCCCCUGUUCCCCACCCAGCUGCUGGGAGGGGCCCUGGGGUGCCUGAGCUGGCGGGCACUCUACCAGGGCUGGUAUCGGCUCGGGCCCAGUUGGUACUGCCCAGGAAGGCCAGGCGUGGGACUGCUGACCACUGAGAAGAAAGAUGAGGAUGGGAAGCCUGUGGAGCCAGACCAAGCAAACAAUGCAACGCUCAAAUAGAACUGUACAACUUAUUAACUGAUGGCCCACUUCAAUUGUCAAGCCAGUGGUACAAUAAAGCUGCUAUGUCCACUGUA
This is a messenger RNA of Alosa alosa (allis shad), 1230 nucleotides long. It is a transcript of the gene fitm1l, whose product is annotated as fat storage inducing transmembrane protein 1, like. Bases 266 to 1153 code for a protein of 295 amino acids. Gene Ontology annotation, cellular component: endoplasmic reticulum membrane. Gene Ontology annotation, biological process: lipid storage; phospholipid biosynthetic process; lipid droplet organization. Lineage: Eukaryota; Metazoa; Chordata; Actinopteri; Clupeiformes; Clupeidae. The record is from RefSeq and is a predicted model, not a curated record. The transcript has 3 exons.